Molecule: messenger RNA, 909 nt
Organism: Ostertagia ostertagi
Lineage: Eukaryota; Metazoa; Nematoda; Chromadorea; Rhabditida; Trichostrongylidae
Source: the annotation of a GenBank genome assembly
AUGUGGCGAGUUGAUCUCACCGCUAGAAGCAGUGUUACCAACUACAGUUCCCAGUCAAUAGGAGUUUUGAGGCGUAAUGGAGCGUUCGUGGUGGCGACCGGAGUAGUGGUGAUCGUAGAAGUUUUGAAUAUUGGCUACCGUGACGAUAACACAAAGCAAAACAGCAAGCAUGAAGGAAGAGUCUGCAGCGCCGAGAGAUGUGGUCCCGCGACGAAUACGUUUGAGACGUGUAGCGCUGGCCGGCUGCCAAUUCCGUUGGAAGCACUUGUCACACGGGUUUUCGUCUCCGAUAUGACACGAGCUCGUAUGGAGGGCUUGCUUGAUGCAUUUCCAAAACUCAUAGGCAACGACAAAGACUCAGCUCAACGACAGCAUACGUUUAUCGAGAGCGCGACAGUGUACGCUAUGAUCUUACCAUUCCUCUGGAGUAACUGUUACAUGAUUCCUGAGUAUUGCCGGUCAAACGACGAAAAGGAAAUCCUAGCGCAUGAUUUUGACUUGAUCUUCGCUUUCGACGAAGUUGUCACACUCGGGGCUAUACGCGCUACAAUGAAUGUUUUAGAAAGUGUGAAUCUGGCGCAGAUUCGUACAUUCACAGAGAUGGACUCGCAUGAAGAGCGCGCAAGAACGAGAGCUGCCAAGCAAGCUAUGGCCGAGAAGGCGAAGGAAUUCAAACGAAUGCAGAAGGAGGCUCUCAGCAAGGGUCUCAAGCCAGGUCUACUCCAAUGGAAUGUGCUCGAUUGGAAUUCCAAUGCAAUCGCUUUCUAUGAGACGUUGCCGUGCGAGAAUCUCACAAAGAAGGAGGGUUGGUUACUGUAUCGACUAGACGCUGAAGGAAUAGCUGCCUUGGCACAACCGAAGAUCUCAACUCCUCGGCAGGAACAAAAACUUCAAAACGGUAGUGAAUGA